CCUGGAUUUAUUUGCGUUAUCUGGAAGAACCCGUAAUUCUGCCCGCCCCUGUUCCGUGUGUACCCAUCUCAUCCCACCUGUUGUACGUGUUGUGUGCAAGGCGUACUACUCGCAAGCUGACCAUGUCUCUGAACAAGCAAUUGAACAAUGAGUGGCGCAAGCUAAUGACGGCUGCCCCGUAUACGAGCGCCCCUGAGGCGGCGCGUAAGCUUCUGGUGAUUGCAGCAUCCGGAAGUGCCGAUGAACGUAAUCAGUUCUACGAAAAUGCGCGUGCAGUUUUGGAUAGCACCCGUGAUGUUGAGGACUGUGCGGCCAGCAUCCAGCGAAACGCGAUUCUUUGUGUGGACGCGUUAAGCGAUUCAGUGACUAAAAUUCAGCACGAGCUCAGCAGUAUGCGUAAGGCGUUAGCGAAAGCACUGGUGGAAACUGAGAGAGCUCAGAGCAAGAGAGACAUUGUUAUGGCCGUUCUCCGUAAGCGUACUGCCCAUCCGGAGUGGUUCUGCCGGGAAGAAUACCGUGAGCCAGAGCCGUUGACCAAGAAACGAAAGGUCAACGAAGGUAAAGCUGGAGCCAUAACCAGCGAGGAUGGCUCAACAAUGUAUCCUGAACGUUUUGACAAAACUGAUAACCAAUUCGAAGACUUGGUGAUGAAGCAUGAAAAAGGCUUUCGAGAUAUGAUGAUUAAGAGCCUGUGCCAGGUUCCAGUUCAGAAUGGGUUCAGGGAGUUGGCUUCCAUGGCGGCUGACCUGAAAUCAGAAUUCGACACUUGUGUGCGCGAAAACCUGCUAGCCGAUGACGAAGUUCCAAAACGUACCUGCAUCCAGGCAAUGGUGGAUUGCUACGUAAACGGGUUUAAAGCCGAGGACGUGAAGAAGUUCCAGGAGGCAAACGAUGAAGAAGAGCAGAUUGUUACGGAGGCGUGUCCCGAAUGUCAACCGGUGCCGAAGGAGGUGUUCAAGGAUUUCCAACUCCCAAGAGUUUCCAACCGCUUUCUCCACUGCUUCGAUCACCAGUUGGAGGGUGUACUGAAGUGGUACGCCACGUCCCCCCGGAAGCGACCCAAUUCAGCCGGAGAACCAGGCGACCUUGGUUGUGCGAUGUGCACAUGGAGGGACGGCGUGGAGACGGUGUAUGCCGGCAAUGCAGCGGACAGUCUUGAAGCGCAAGGCGCCAGGGACAUCUGGACGUCGGCAACACCCACCAGGAACUGGUUGCGACAGUACACCGAACCGGAUGGAUGCGGGCUUCCAUUUUACCAGCAGGACACGAUGAAGUACAUCGUUUCCUUGAUGACCCCCAUUGACUUAUAUCAUCUGAAGCGGGUUUCAUCGGCGUUCAACUUCUACGCAGAAGAAGAAAUAGCUGCCCGAGCUUCCAAACCCGAGGUCAUCUUCAAAGCUUCGGAUGUGGAUAACUACACCAAUGAAGGCAUCCAUCCUCCGUGUGACAGGUUGUACUGUGAAGUUCGAAAUUUUAGCAAGAAGCUGUUUUGCGUAGUGUCCAACCGCACGAAAUGCAUCACCUUUGACAUGAGGGAAAGCAACGGGGCCUACAUCAAUCAUAUGCACGACCAUUUCUGCACGGUACUGCUGGUUCUGCAGGACGUUGCACCGGAGCUGCGCCAUAUCACCGUUAGGGGAGGUUUCAUGAGUGUUAGGGCGAUUCUGGAGACCGUGGAAUGGAUAAACACGCUGGAGUUGGAGGACGUCUAUGUCUACGGAUUCCGCCAUCUUAUUCCUGGAUAUGUGCACUCGGACAUGUCGUACCUUGAGUGCGGGUGGAUGAGAACGGAGAAAUCAUAUCUUAAGCUUAAUGCUUUGUUCGCUCGUGGAGCAAACCAGCCUCACCAUGUCAUCCAUGUCGCCGAGGAAUUGCUGGACACUUUCCAUCUGACCUCCAAGGAUCCACUCCCCCAUCUGAGGACUACGCCUCAUCUACGUACGGUUUGGCGGACAAUCUGCGAGUACUGGUUAACACGCCUGGACUGCCGCGGGAUCGAUGCAGUGGAGAGCAUCAUGCGCAAAGUGACAUCCAACGACGCGUUCUCAAUCUACAGUGCAGUGCGUAUUUGUGGAGACGAUAUGAACAUUGGCUACCUCAACGAAUUUCGGUACUAUAUGUUACGUUUACUACUAGCUGCACGCGGUAUGGCUUUUCCACGUAUGAUUAACUGUUUCUGUAAAUUGUGUCACCAGGCACAUCAAAGGUUGUUGAUAGACGCAAAAUCUUGUUUUGGCAAAGGAACUAGUUUACGUAUGCUUGAUUAUGCUUUGUAACCUUUGGUCACAAACUUUGACUUCUGUUAGCUUUCUUCUUUUUUUUUUCGCGGGUGGUGGGUAGCCCUUGUUUACGAUUUGCUGUUAGUCGAUAAGGCGUGUUAGAA
Molecule: messenger RNA, 2383 nt
Organism: Paramacrobiotus metropolitanus
Lineage: Eukaryota; Metazoa; Tardigrada; Eutardigrada; Parachela; Macrobiotidae
Exons: 7
Coding region: 123-2276 (717 amino acids)
Source: RefSeq, a predicted model, not a curated record